AGGUUUUACUCUCCGCAAGACAGCGCCGGAUUUGGGAUUUCGCCCGGAUAACUUGGAAUAGCGGCGUUGGAUUUGGACCACUUUUCCAACCCCCUUUUUUUUUUUUUGUCGCGCACCAUGGCCAAUUCUUGCGUGCAGCUGUGUGGCUUUCUGCUCAGCUGCCUGGGCUGGCUGGGCAUCGCGAUCGCCACGGCCACCAACGACUGGGUGGUCACGUGCAAGUACGCCCCGCACACCUGCAAGAUGAUGGAGCAGCUGGGCGUCAGGGGGCCGUGGGCCGAGUGCGUCCUUUUCACUGACCUCUACCAGUGCUCCACGUACUUGCAGAUCCUCGACCUGCCCGUCUACAUCCAGACGACCCGUGCCCUGAUGGUCACGGCCUCCAUCCUGGGCCUGCCCGCUCUCGUCAUGCUCCUCAUGUCCAUGCCCUGCAUCCGCCUGGGCAACGAGGCUCAGGCCUCCAAGAACAAGCGCGCCGCCAUCGGCGGCUUCGUCAUGAUCGUCGUCGGACUGUGCGGGCUGGUGCCCACCGUGUGGUUCCCCAUCGGCGUGCAGCCCAGGGAAGAUCUGCUGUCGUUCGGCUUCUCGCUGUACGCCGGCUGGGUGGGCGUGGUCUUAUCCCUUUUGGGCGGCGCCAUCCUGACCUGCUGCUCCUCGCCGGCGUCGCCCCGCCCGUACCAGGACAACAACCACUUCUACUACUCCAAGUCGGGUGUGGACAACGUACCGGCAGCCGCCCCCGCGGCCAAAGCCGCCUCUUCCAACCACGCCAAGAGCGCCCACGUCUGAUGGACCUUUGAGUUUCCUAAGAUCCCAGGUUUUUUUCAGGGCGAGAGCCUUUGGACUUCCUCUCUGUGGACAAAUUUUGAUUAAUCAACUAGAAUGUUGAGAAUUGUUGAGAGUCGCCAAGCCGAAACGUUCCCCCCCCCCCCCCCCCCCCAAAAAAAAAUGCUAGUUACUACAACUGCAGCCCCUCUGAGAAAAAUCCUCGGCCCCAGGCCACCCCCGAGUAAAAUUGGUCUAGAAACGCCACUGUUUGGGGCCGAGGAACUAUGUUGAAGUGAAAAACUUCAUUUAGUCAAUAGAUAUGUGUUUUGCUGCCAUCUUGUGGCAUCUAUAAUCAAUUACAAACAUUUUUGCAUGGGUGCGAAUUACUCCCCCCCCCCCCCCAUAAAAACAUAUUUGCUAUGAUAUUUGUGUAUGGUAUAUAUAGAUGAACAUAUCCUUUUACUAACGCACAGUUUUACAUUUUAUUAGGUCAGCUCUCUCAAACGUCGAGUCAGUGUUCCAAGACCCUCUCUUUGUGGCUAUUUAUUGUUUGUAUGCACUCUUGUUUGGAUUUUCGAUAAUAAAACGAUUUCACAAAGCAAA
This is a messenger RNA of Phyllopteryx taeniolatus (common seadragon), 1371 nucleotides long. It is a transcript of the gene cldn11a, whose product is annotated as claudin 11a. Gene Ontology annotation, molecular function: structural molecule activity. Bases 118 to 789 code for a protein of 223 amino acids. Lineage: Eukaryota; Metazoa; Chordata; Actinopteri; Syngnathiformes; Syngnathidae. The record is from RefSeq and is a predicted model, not a curated record. Gene Ontology annotation, biological process: bicellular tight junction assembly; cell adhesion. The transcript has 3 exons. Gene Ontology annotation, cellular component: plasma membrane; bicellular tight junction.